Messenger RNA from Exaiptasia diaphana, 3487 nucleotides. RefSeq names its product transcription factor E2F5. Gene Ontology annotation, molecular function: protein dimerization activity; RNA polymerase II cis-regulatory region sequence-specific DNA binding; DNA-binding transcription factor activity, RNA polymerase II-specific. Gene Ontology annotation, biological process: regulation of transcription by RNA polymerase II. Bases 9 to 1034 code for a protein of 341 amino acids. The transcript is spliced from 7 exons. Lineage: Eukaryota; Metazoa; Cnidaria; Anthozoa; Actiniaria; Aiptasiidae. Gene Ontology annotation, cellular component: RNA polymerase II transcription regulator complex. The record is from RefSeq and is a predicted model, not a curated record.
UGUGCAGCAUGCAACUCGGAAACAUGGCGGAUUUCGGUUCUCCUGGAACUCCGAGUCGACACGAAAAAUCUCUUGGAUUGCUCACWACAAAAUUUGUGAGUUUACUCCAAGAGGCAAAAGAUGGCGUCUUAGAUCUCAAAGUUGCGGCAGAUACUUUAGCAGUUCGACAGAAGCGAAGAAUAUACGAUAUUACUAAUGUUCUUGAGGGAAUCGGACUCAUCGAGAAGAAGUCAAAGAAUAGCAUUCAGUGGAAGGGAGCUGGUCCAGGAUGCAACACAAGRGAAAUAUCCGACAAAUUAGUUGAUUUAAAACGAGAACUUGAAGACCUUGACUWUAAAGAAAAAGAAUUAGAUGAACAGCGAAUAUGGGUUCAACAAAGUCUAAAAAACAUAUCAGAGGACACUGAAAAUGAGAAGCUUGCAUUUGUAACAUAUGAYGACGUGUGUAAAUCAUUUACUGGCGAUACUUUACUUGCUAUUCAAGCGCCAUCUGGAACACAACUUGAAGUGCCAAUCCCUGAAGUGCACCAUCCAGGAAUGUCGAGACGAUAUCAAAUUCAUCUCAAAAGUCAAGCUGGACCAAUUCACGUUCUUCUUGUAAACAAGGAUGCAUCWGCUGAUAGUCCUGUAGUCACUCCCGUACCUCCUCCUUGUGCAGAGACAAAUGGCAACAGUGCACAAAGCCUCCAGCAAGAGGCAAUGGAAACUGAUGUGCCAAAGUCAACUCUUAGCAAAUCCAAUGCUGGUGCAGGCACUAGUAGUGGUGUUAAAACAGAGGUGGUGGAGUCAAGUCAAGCUAAAGAGCUUAAAGAAGUUGCUAAUGACAUAAUCUUUGGAAAUGGUAAAGARCCUGGUAAUAUUGCUGAUGAAGUAAUAGAUGAACUUAUGUCAGCUGAAGUUUAUGCACCUUUAUUAAGACUGUCGCCACCACCUGGYGAUCAUGAUUACUAYUUCAAYUUGGACGACAACGAGGGAGUUUGUGAUCUUUUUGAUAUUCCAAACCUGGACACCAUGAACCUGUCUUCAGCAUCUUGAAGGAAUGGAUCUGUAGCAUUUAUUUGAUUGUAUMCUAAAAGCUAGACUGAUAAAAUUAUAAGCAUACUCUAGAAUCUCUUUAUUUGGGCUCUGUACAUGGGCCUUAAUUACUCAGUGUUCGUAAGAUUGAGGUGCUGACAUACCAGACAUAAUAUGGAGCUUUAUGGAACCUUUAUUAGGACUCCAAAGUGCUACUUAAAGGUUUCCAUGAUAUGGAGGUAAUAUAGGGACACUGAAAAGCGUCCAUAAGAUGUAGGUGUUGAUAUACAAUUAAGAGCUGUGGAUUGUCUAAUAUAUAGACACCAAAGGACCAUUGAAAAUUGUCCAUGAUAUACAGGUGCUGACAUAUCAUCUUUGAUAUGGAGCCAUURGGGAACAUCUAAUAUAGACACAAAAGGACCUUUGAAAAAGUACUUAGUGGUGCUAAAAGCUAUUGGGCUUUGGUCAUAAUGGGACAUUUUCAAGUGUCCGUAAUAACUAAGGUGCUGUAAUAUGUAUGAAGAUAUGGGACCUYUACUGGUGACAGCAAAUUGGAUUUCUUAGUGUCUAUAUUAUAUGAAUGCCCAAGGACCAUCCGGGUUUUCAGUAAAAACUAUAAGUAGAUGUCAAAAUAGAACAAAUACUUAUCAGUUUUCUGCAAUCAGUUAACAAACAACAACCAAAUAAUUCACAAAUAAAUUCGUAAGUAGCGGGCAAUUAACUAUAUACACCAGCUAUAACUGGUGAUUUUCGCCGGCUGGCGUCUUCUACUGAGAACCCUGGACCAUACGAUUUGAUGAAUCUACUUGAUUCCUACAUGCAAUUCAAGCUUUGUUAACUAAUCUAUCUUCGAUUACAUAAUAUAGUUUAAAAUCCAUAGACUUCAAUAUUGACACAAAUUAUGCAAACAAUUUGCCUGUCAUGGAUAGGUUUCACUGGUUUGUGACAUUCAUAACAUCAACAAUUAUCAUUCUGUUCUCAUAAUUAUGAUGAAUAUUCUUUAGCUUUUACUAGUAGAAUGUUAUAAAAGCUUUUGGUCUACAUUAGACCACUAAAAUCUUUGAAGUUAUUCUAAACAAUGAGCCAAUGUGAAAAUUCAUACCUUUUUUCGUGAAAGCUAGUAAAAAAUUGAAUGUCUUCUUUUGUAUGUAUGAAAAGCUAUAUAGCACUAUAUKUUUUGGUAGAAAGGUUAAUUCACAAACUACUUUGCUCAUUCAGCUUUUUUUGCCCUGAUUGAAACAAGAAUUUUGCUUUGUGACUUGAGAAGUUCAGCUGAAACAAUUGCAUUGCAAGAUGGUAAUUUUACCAAGUUGCCUGAAUUGUAUUCAAAAUCACUACGCCACUAGUUMCUUACUCAAAGAAUAUUUAUUUAAAAAAAUCAAGGCYUUGUGCCUUUACAUUCAUUUCUGMUUUUGGCRAAACAAUAUCUCAGCUCAGAGCUGAAUAAUUUGUUUCUUGUUUAAUUGAAAUGUUACGCAGAGAAUUCAAAGAUUACAACGAUAUUAAAUGCGAAUUUUGCAACACUAAGAAUAGCUACACUACUGAUUAYAGUGAAUAAUUCUAGUCUCGUUGCUUAGUUGUUUGACUUAGAAGUUUAAUUAGAGGGUUUUGAUAUGAAUUAUGUCAGGGAUUAUAACAUUUUGUAUGAUAGGAAUAACAAAAUUAGCUAAUAAUGAUUCUCUUAUAGCUUGUUAGGAGCACAUUCUUAGGAAUCCAGGAGAUUUAUUCCACCAAUUAAGACCAAAUUAGACAACACAACUUUURCCUACAGCCAUCACUUCCAACCUGAGUAAGUCUUUCUUGCAACAUGGCUACAACUCUGAUAGAGCUAGUAAAAAUAUUUUUUUCAAUCUCUUCAACAGUGUUKUAGCCAGCUUACAAGGAUGGCUUAYGCAGAUGGCAURCAACAGUUGUAGAUAAAAGAUGUGCCAUCAAAUUUGACCUUUAGGCCUACAUAUCAUUSAGGGUCAUACAAUAUGACAUUACGYUGUGAARUUGGWUUUAAAAUUUUCCUCUAGCUCUUGACACAGUCAUUCUACUUAUUCUACAAUAAUAAGACAAAUAUUAAUAUUUGAAAGAAUUAUUUCAAUAGUUUGGUGGAAUAAGCUCAGAAAUAAUGGUUCAUACAURACUUUGUGUGUAUUAUUUUUCAAGAUAUAUAUUUUAGUGGAAUGGGAAAACAAUACUGGGUUCCUAUGAAUGUACUAAUAUUUGUAUCACCUCUAGCAUUUUUGUGAUGUCAAUGGAAGAUUAGGUCUAAAAGAAAAGGGAUGAAAUACUUUCCUAAUGUGCCAUGGGCACCACCAGGCUCUUUGCACUAAUACAAAGCACUCAUUCACAGAUACGAAUCCAAAUUACAACAACCUUAAGUUAAUUUAUAGAUUUUUUGUGGAAAAAUUAUUUGUGUGUGUAAUUGUACACCCUUGCAUAUUUUUGUAUAUAUCUUAUAAUAAAGCAUUUAUCCAAGAAAAACU